CUUUGGUGGCACCACAAAAUUCUGAAAGAAGAAAAAAAUGAGACGUCCCGGCGGUGGACAUUACGGUGGUGCUGAUUCCGGCGCCGAUGCUACGUACAACUCCGGCCACCAAACGAUGCAACAUCAGCAUCAACAGCAACAACAGCAGCAGAUAAAGUCGGAACAUCAUCAACAAUGGAGAUGGGAACGAGAGAGCCCGAAAUUACCCACAAAUUCUAUGUCUCCCAACAUGUAUCCUGAAGGCCAGGGGAGUGAAGCAUCUAGAUCCUACUACCAGGGUCAGAGGUCUGAUCCAAGGUUGGCAGUAGAGAAUCAAGGUGGCAAGGAUCCCAGAGCACAGCCUCGUGAAGAAGACAUGGAUAUUGGUUAUGAAGAUAAACCUGUACAGCAGACUUUGGAAGGUCUUGAAAAGAAAUUCCUUGAUGAUAUAAUGAAACUGACCAAGGAGCAAAAUGAUGCAGAGGAUGCCGAAAAUUCUAGGCAUAGGGAGCGGAUAAAUGCAAUCAACACACAAUAUCAAGAACAGCUAGUUGCCCUUCGCGCCCGGCAAGCUAAUCACAGAGAUGAAGUCCUUCGAAGGGAGUCUCAUGCUAGAAAACAACAGUAUGAGCAAGUUGCUUUGGAAAACUAUCGACACAGCAACAUGAGCGCUAACAAUGCUCGUGGAUAUGUGGCAAACUCUCCAGCAGGGGAGCGACAAGUUGCCUAUAACUCUCCAGCAGGAGAACGGCAAGCAGCCUAUAAUGCUGAUAGUUAUGAUUCUUACAGGGAGAAUGCUCGAUAUCUUGGCAACAGUGGAAGGGAUCACGGAUAUGAACCUAGAGUACAAUACCCAGGCGGUCGCGUCUAUGAAACUGGUUCACGCUAUUAUUGAAUAACUGCUUAGAAUAGUAUUGAAUCUUUCUUUUAGUUUGCUUGGACUAGGUGGUCGUGUCUACAACACUGGUUCACGCUACUCGUCUUUAUAGCUUUUAUCAGAUUGGAUAAAAGAGUCACAUAUGUAUUUUACUUUUUCUGAAUGAUUCAUGAUUUUGGCAUGGACUGGUGAAGAAGUUUGAUCUGUUACUGUUCCUAAAA
This is a messenger RNA of Solanum stenotomum, 1077 nucleotides long. RefSeq lists its product as uncharacterized. The record is from RefSeq and is a predicted model, not a curated record. NCBI's taxonomy places the organism in Eukaryota, Viridiplantae, Streptophyta, Magnoliopsida, Solanales, Solanaceae. The transcript is spliced from 3 exons. The coding region runs from base 38 to 874 and encodes 278 amino acids.